This is a messenger RNA of Anguilla rostrata (American eel), 5469 nucleotides long. RefSeq names its product tumor protein p53-inducible nuclear protein 2 (gene tp53inp2b). The record is from RefSeq and is a predicted model, not a curated record. Gene Ontology annotation, cellular component: autophagosome; nucleus. The transcript has 5 exons. NCBI's taxonomy places the organism in Eukaryota, Metazoa, Chordata, Actinopteri, Anguilliformes, Anguillidae. Bases 811 to 1683 code for a protein of 290 amino acids. Gene Ontology annotation, biological process: positive regulation of DNA-templated transcription; autophagosome assembly.
CGAUCAGCUGUUUGGUAUGUUCUAAAUUCUGAUCCAAGGAUCAGCUGGGCGCAGCAAUAACAGCAGAAAAAUCUGCAGGAGGAAAACAAGUGUAAAGCUGCAGGUUUUAAGAAAAAUAAGCGGCGAAAAUUCAGUUUUACAUGGAGUAUUUCUUCUGAGAAGAAAGCCUUUUUAUUUUUAUAGUAUAAAAAUCUACCUCAUCGAAAGGCUACCUAAAGCUGUGCUUUAAGAUUUAACUGUUAUUUUAAAUGUUUUGAUCACCGUGUUUACAACUUGAAAAACAUUGCGGAGGCAGCCCCUGUAAGGUAGGCUGGCCGACAAGCAGCUUCGGUGACGUCAAAGUAUAUCGUCAUGCGAUAGCCUACGUACGAGGUCUUGUUUUGUUUGCAAAGCUCCUCCUUCCUCCUACUUCGAGCCUACUUCAGCUGUCCCUCCCACUUUGGCACUCAAGUCCAAGCUGUUACUGAUUGAACUCUGCGUAGCGUAACGUUCGCGUCCCAUCUGUCAGAUAGGCCUUUGCACCAAUAUCAACUGAACCCUUACAUUUGCACUAAGGAAGCAUUUUGGCUCCACUGGAAAUUGUCCACCAACAAGAUCAAGAAGGGGCUAAAGUGUGAGGUGAAGUGAAGAAAGCCAAGGCAACGUGCAUACACCUUCUGCUCUCGCUAGUCGUGGAAAUAUAAAGAAAUAAAGAACCAUUCAAAGACAGAUAAUAGUCAGUUGGGCAGAAUUUUGAAUAGAAAAGGCAACUUCUAUUGAGGACCACCCCAAAUUCCACCUGAUCCCAUCGCAGAACCCUUCAACUCGGCCAUGUUCCAGCGUCUGAGCAGUCUGUUCUUCGGAGAGGUUGAAGAUGCAUCCACAGACCUGAAGGGGCCCAAGCCAUGUGUGACAGAAGCAGACGAGGAAGGCUGGCUGCUAGUAAACCUGCCUGGGGAAGAUGGCUGGGUAGAGUCGGUGAAAGGCAGUACUGAAACGCCAGCGCCACCAUGUUCUUUGGCACACAAUGAUUGUCUGGUGGUGGAGCCAUGCAAGCCCUCACAGACAGCAGCCCCUCCCCCAUGCAAUCACCGCAGGACUAAAGUUGGUGUGAUGAGAGCAGUAGAACUCUCUUUCCUUGUCUUUCCUGAUGGGUCAGAGGACAGGGCAGUACUCUUUGGCUCCUCCCCUCUCCCGCAAGGCUCCACCCCAGCAUCCCCAGGCUCUCGGAGUGACUGUAGCAGCGGCCCUGAGCGCUGCUGUAUGGAUGAGAGCUGGUUUGUCACCCCUCCCCCCUGUUUCACUGCAGAAGGGGCCACUGCUGAAACCAGCCCCAUGGAAGACCUCCUAAUUGAACACCCCAGCAUGUCCGUCUACGUCUCCCCUAGCAACCUGUCUAUCGUCGAGGAGAGUACAGCCAGCCUGGGUGUCAGCGUAAGCAUGGUGACGGAUCCCGCACCCCCUGCUGUGCAGACCAACGCGCCCCGCAGAGUCACCCGGGGGAUGGCCUCACAGGCGGGGCAACUGGGCAAAGUGACCCAGAUGCCCCGCGUGCAGCGGGCCAAGGCGCGGGCCGACCGCCGCCACCUUAGCCGCAACCGCCUGCAGCGGCAGAACCGCGUCCGAGAGCAGGCCCCCCGCCACACCGCCCAUGCCCGCGGCUCCUUCCUGCAUCAGCCGUGCCAGCGUAGCUGCAGCCACUGAGGUGCCUGGAGGGGGUGCUGUUUACACCGAGGGCAUUAUAACUCCCUCACUCACACCCUGUCACCCCCUCUGCACCUUCUCCAGCCCCUGACUCCAUCACAGGCGCCUCCUUUCAUCCUCUCUGCCAUCAAGCCCUCCUUCACACUCUAGGUGGUCCUGUGUUUGUCCACCCAAGGUACCUGUUAGCAUUGUAAUACUAGAAAAAAGACUUACUGUUGCCUGCAUGUCUGUUUCACUCGUCUCUCAAAUGUUAUUCAUUUUUCUUUCCUUUCUCAUUCUCCCGAAGGGAACGCAUUUGACCCAAACACCCAAGGAAUCACUGAAAUAGAUUGAGGCCCCUUUUUUAUUUAGCAAUGAAAUUUAGGACGGCAUUAACUCCCACAUGCUUAAAACAUUUCUUUGCGCUGGGAGCUCAAGAAGGCUUUAAACCUGGGUGUGGAGAGGCUAAAGUUAAAACCUUGUCUUAAGGUGAUCUCUGCACAAGGACAGGCUUUCCUCAAAGACACACUAUGGACAGUUCUGCCUUGGUACAGUGUACGUGCAUGUGUGACUAUCUGAGCAUGUCUACAUAAGUGAUCAUUUUAAUAGACAGGGAUCUUUACAGAAAGGACAGGACAAGGACAUCCAUAUGAAGUAUCAGUUCCUUAUUUGCUUUCAAGUAUGAAUUGAAAAAAUAAUAGUUUAUUUUUUGAUUCCAAAGAGGAAGAAAAUAAUACCGUGGAAUGUGUUAAACUUCCUUUCCCUGUUCCUGGAGCAAUGAAGCAUCUCAGGUCAUGUUUAGUGAAGUCUAUUUAGUUUACCCUGCAAGGAGAUAAUGGACAGAAAUCGGUACUCAGGGACAGGGGAAGGGUUUUUUCUAACACUGAGGGUUAAAGACAUGUAAAGGAAUGUAAGAGCAAGACGAAAACGAAAUUAAAAGGAUGUACAUCAGGGCUGUUCAGCUAUUAGCCAUUUGAUAAUUAAAAAGCAUGUACAAAAUGCAUUAUGCACAUGCAUAAACAAUUGUCACGAUGUCCAGGUCUGCAUCUGCACAGUGUUCACAUACCUUCCACCACUGACAAAAUAAUAAUUAAGACGCAGACAUAUUCUAAGAAUGCAUACAAAUGAACAUAUUGCUUAUUGACAUAUUGUUUGAUAAAUUACUUUUGGAAAAUAUCUGGCUUGUAAGCAUCAUUUUUAAAUAUCUGGCCCUCGUGAAAUGGUAUUUUGAAGAACCCUGAUGUACAUGAUAGUUGAAGUAGAGAACAAGGGAAGGAAAUGUUGUAUGUAAAGAGUAACCCUAUGAACAUCUAAUGACAGUUUUAUUUAAGUGAUAUCUCAUCAAUAUAGCAAUAAUCACAUGCAAUAAAGCAAUUUCUCAAAAUAUGCUGCAGUACUAUGAAAGGAACAUUUGAUCAUUAUAUCUUGCCAUUUGAAGUUCUGACCAUGUAUCAUAACUGUGACUUAAACUUCUUUAUGUUUAGGACAGUCUAUCUCAUCGUAUACUUUUAGACACUUUGCAUAUAGAUGUGAUAAGCAGCAUAAAUGAGAAUUGCAAUAGUGUUUUGCAAGAGUUUUGAGUAUUUUGAAAGAAUGUAUAUACAUUUUAGGGUUCUUGGAGGGUUGUGGGAUGAGGUGUGUUAAGUAAGUUAAAACACGGUAUAGAAGGCCAUUCUUUAUCAUUUUUUCUGAGCAUUUGUACUUUUCCCCAAGAUUAUGGAAACUAAACCUUUAGGCAUUGUAGGGCUCCCUUUUCCCAGUGUCUACUGGUUACAUUGUCUCACUGUGAAAGCCUGUCCUUGUAGUGGCUAAGAGGUUAAGACUAAUAGCAAUUGAUGCCAUUUUUCCACAAAUCUAAGUGCUGCAGUUUGGCCGAGUUCAUGCCAUCACUGUGAAACAUAUACCUUAAGAAAGCAGAGAAAAACCAUCUUCCUCUUUGCGCCUCCCACAUUUGUUCUGUUAAAGCAGUACCAUUUCCAUAACCCGCGUGACAUCAUCACAUUUCCAGGAAAAGUGUCCUACUGAAGCCAAUCCCAUCAUUGCGAAUCAGUAUUAUGAGUGUGCUUGGGGAGGAAGCCAGUUUGUAUGUCCCCUGCCCCUCCGGCUCCCCUUCCCCCCUUCUGUUUUCAUUAUGUCCUCUGAUCAGUGUUAACUUGAUCUGGUCUUUUGGUUCAAACUUGCAGUCUCCAAGGACAGAAUGUUUCUAACCAUGAUGUAUUUUCCCCAUGAUAUCUUUCUUUGAUAGCUCAUCCAAAUGUAACCAUGUCCUCCACUUAAAGAUAUGCAUAUAUUUAUUAAAAAUAGUAACAAAAAAGCCUAGCAUUACGUAUGGUGCUGAAGUAUAUGAAUAUAUAUACUAAAGUUUGUAAAUUGAAAAUAAUUGAUAUAAGUUUGCAUUUUUUGUCUUAUCUUUUUGUGAGUUGAAGUUUUAGCAGUGUGCUGUGUGUUGUUCCUAUCUGAAAUUUGUGUAUGAGAGAUGUAUGCUUUCAUGUACAGGUUAAAAUGUGCAUUUUUAAAAGCUAGACUGAGAAUUAAUCAUUUGUUUUCUUGUAGUUUUAAAUUUUACCCCUGCUCUUAAGAGAUCAAAGUGUCAGAAGUACUCAGGAUAUAUUUACUUAAUCUCCCCAUUCAACCACAUGCAUAAAGGCUUAGUAGUCGUAUGAUGUAGUUUCAAAAGAUACAUGCUGAACCCCACCUCCCUUGGUUUCCUACAUCUAGUUAAAGUUGUUGAAUUCACUGACUUAUUCCACAGGAGACAGCCUUUUUACCAGGAACUGUUUCAGGAUUGCCCCCUAGAGGUAAUACUGAGAAUUGAUCAACUAAAUUUAAGAUGGCUAUGUCUUUGUUAUGAUUGCUAAGAUGUUGGGGUCUUUUAAGUAAUUUAAGAGAAAUCCAAUACUUUCUGAGCUUUAGUGUAGUGGGGAGGCUGCUUCAGUUAGCAUAAAAUAUGAUUUUUGGUAUUAUAUUAUUUAUCUUUGUAGAAAAUCCUAUUUUUUCUAACACAAAUCACAAACCAGCAUUUCCCUAUACUGUUGCUGCCAAUUAUAUUGUGUGCGUAUAUAUAUAUAUAUAUAUAUAUAUAUAUAUAUAUAUAUUCAUUUAGAAUUACUGUGUAUAUCUGUUUGAUUAUUUUGAGACACUGUUGGGACACCCUAAAAGCAUGAGAACUGGUAUUGAGUAUGUUACCGGAAAGUAAAUGCACUAGCUCCCUGUGGCUCCCACUUGGCUCCUUUCAGCCCUGUUUGGCCCACUUUUUACUCUGAUUGCUAAACCACAGUGCCUCUAGGGUUGAUAUUCUGACUCACUUCAUGGUGCUUCUUAUAAAGAGGUUCCCUGGAGACCAAGGGACAUGUAACCGUGGAACUGCAGGGGCCCAUCCUUAAAGAGGGGUUAGCUUGGGGCCCACCACAAUGUCUUAUUUCUCAUUCUUAUUUUCUUUUAGCCCUCUCACCUCUGGUCCCUUUUUGUUUUUUUUGUUUUUUGUUUUUGUUCUUCUGUGAGAAAAAUGUUUCACUGAGAUGUGAGGUAGAGUGGUUUGGAGGAUUAUGUGACAUAACAGGUCCACCAGGUUUAUCUGUGUGUAAUGGGAGUAAUGUGAGUGGCGGUAUGGGAGGGGAAGGCCGGGGGGGCAUAGAUUUAAUGAAGAAAUUAUUUGAAAAAUUGCUUGUGUUUUGUCCUAUUGCUAUUAGAACUAUUGUUACUCUAAUGUUUCAGAUAUAAGGGUUGAAUGUUGGGGGUUUUAUUUGCUCUGCACCCUUGAAAUAUGGCAGCUUCAGAGAAACAGAAUGAACACCAGAUGCAUCCAAA